Hypoxylon fragiforme is the source of this 2626-nucleotide messenger RNA. RefSeq lists its product as uncharacterized. Gene Ontology annotation, molecular function: zinc ion binding; DNA-binding transcription factor activity, RNA polymerase II-specific. NCBI's taxonomy places the organism in Eukaryota, Fungi, Ascomycota, Sordariomycetes, Xylariales, Hypoxylaceae. The transcript is spliced from 3 exons. Gene Ontology annotation, biological process: regulation of DNA-templated transcription. Bases 237 to 2366 code for a protein of 709 amino acids. The record is from RefSeq and is a predicted model, not a curated record.
UACCUAUCUAAUAUCUUCAAAUUAUAUCUACUCGGCCUAUUCGAUCUAUUCAUAUCUCCGACAUAUUCGCCAUUCUUGCUUUUUACUGGACACACGACAGAUCAGGGCUUUUCUAGCCUCAGCCACUACCAGUUUGCCUGUUACCAAGUCAACACGAAAACAUCUACGAGGGGGCGCUUCUCGUUCUCUCUGACAGCUAGUGUUGGAUUCCGAUUUGGCUCACUUGCCAUAGCUGUAUGAUGGGUAGAAUCGAUGUCGUACGGCCUGGGCCAGCAGCCAUAUCACCGCCAAGUAGUACAUCCCAGCAACGCCAAAGGAGAUUCCGUACCAGCAAGCCAAAAGUAAAAACGGGCUGCAACAAUUGCAAACAACGACGUAUAAAGUGCGACGAGCUACGACCAUCAUGUACUCAGUGUCGUCGGUCUAGGAAAGACUGCGGGGGCUACCCGCCCCCUCCGCGAGCCAAAAUCUUCGAGGAGAUAAGAAUCGCGCCUAAGCCAGGAGCCGGUCAUGUCAUCUCUACCUUGCCUGAUAUUGCUAUCAGGACAACCCCAUCGCAAGCACCACAAACACCUAACCAUUCGGCACCAUCCUCGGCACUCUCACGGCUAGGGUCUCAAAGUGCAUCUGAAAGGGAUUAUACACCGCCACAGACACCGAGAAACAAUUCAUUGGAACUCUAUCGACCUUCCACGAUUUCCUUUGACUCGACCGAGGGUCAGUAUUUUCAACUCUUCAGGGAGCGUACAGCCGGGGAGCUAUCUGGAUUCUUCGACUCCUCUUUCUGGACCCGCAGUGUUUUACAAGAAUUCCAUUCAGAGGAACCGAUUCGACAUUCCGUCGUCGCUUUAGGGGCUCUGUACAAGACGCUGGAGAAUAUAUCAGAAUCGCCACCGGGCUCACCAACAGGUAUCAUUAAUCAAACUAGCAACGUACGUCGGCAUUGGGCGAUUGCCGUCCAUCAUUACGCUUUAGCAAUGAAAUUCAUGAGAGCUUCGACUUCUCAAGAUCAUGCAUCUCAAAGAACAAGCCUUAUGGCAACAGUGUUGCUGGCUUGCUUUGACUCCUUCGUUGGUGACCACAAGCAGGCGAUUUCGCAGAUACAGAACGGUCUCAAACUCUUAGAAAUGUUGCGUGCUCAACGUAGAAAUUCAUUUGUCUCCAAACCCGAAGAGCCGGUCGAGCAGGAUCUCGUUCAAAUGUUCACCCGCCUUGCUAUUCAAGCGAAAUCUUACGAUAUGGCCUUUCAUUUUCCUCGGCCGUUUGUUAUACGCCUCACUCCUGAAGGCAAUGCGUACCCUAUGUCUCCAACUUCUGACGGCGGAUCGCCAGUACUAACAGAGCAGUCGCCAAUCCCAGAGAUUUUUCCGUCUCUCAUCGAAGCGAGGCAGGCAUGGGACACAUUAUGCGAGUCCACGAUGCGAUUUACCGAAACCAUGUUUUCAGUUACAACAGCAAGGAGCCCUAUGGGUGUACUCCCCAAUUCGUUGAGGCAAUAUAGUAAAGGCUUCGGCGAAAAGCUCUCGGCCUGGUCUAGGGCCUUCGAGCCUAUACUUGUGUCUCGUUCCGCUCCCGCAAAGAGCAGCCAAGAGAAAACCGCGAUUGCGGUUCUGAAGAUGAAUCAGGUGAUGGGCGAAAUUUUAUUUUCUAUGACGUAUAGCGACACCGAGCUUCAAUUUGAUACAUAUAUUUCUCAUUUCAAGGAGAUCACCAGUUUAGCUAUGGAGGUAAUCGGAGACGAAGAGCGGAGGGCCGCCGCAAAACGAUGUCCGAAUCCGCAGUGGUGCCACCACAAUGCCGAUCAUCUAGACGGCUUCGAUGGACAAUAUACAGCCCGACACAUCAAACCUAGCUUUAGCGCGGACCUGGGAAUUGUUCCUCCUCUCUUUGUCGUCGCCACGAAAUGUCGUGAUCAAGCGACUCGACACCAAGCUAUUCAAUUACUACGGACUAGUUCGCGAAGAGAAGGCAUGUGGGACAGUGAACUUUCAGCCCGAAUAGGCAUGUGGGUUGCGGAAAUAGAGGAGGAAGAUGGCGUCGAUCUCGCGCGUCCGACAACGAGCUCAACCGAAAGAACCGACAGGAGCAGGGCUUCAGUGAGCCCCAGCACCAUAUCACGUGGGUCUUUUGACUUUGCCGAUGACCUUCCCCUCGGCCCGGGUGGAAAUGCUCGUUGGGACGGUAGGAGAGAGAGCGCAACUGUUUCGUCAUAUGCUAAGAGAAUUGUACCAGAAGAAAGGCGUGUUAUGGUCCGAUCCGUUGAGUUUGACCUUCGUAAACGGACUGCGUCACUAUCAUGUGGCACUAGGGGGCUUAUUCCUGGAAUGAAGGAUCCGCGAACGCGCACCACCAGAAUUGUAUGGUGAUGUCGGCUUCGCGAUUUUAACAAUUGGGAUGAUUUAAUACAUCAACGAAAAGUUGGUUUUACUGACUAGGUACCUACUUUAACCCUGGAGGGAUUUCACUUCUACUCGACACUUUCUGAGUUAUUGGCCGGGCCAUUCUUUCAACCUGUAGAACUAAGUACGAGAAGGAAAAGGUGUGCGAUGAUUAAUGAUGGGAAUACAGAGCAACACAAGAAACAAAAAAAAAAAGAGUCAAUGCCUCUCAAGUACCUAUAGCCUUG